Molecule: messenger RNA, 2336 nt
Organism: Drosophila rhopaloa
Lineage: Eukaryota; Metazoa; Arthropoda; Insecta; Diptera; Drosophilidae
Gene: ebd1
Exons: 2
Coding region: 383-2107 (574 amino acids)
Molecular function (GO): DNA binding
Source: RefSeq, a predicted model, not a curated record
AGCUAUUUUUGUAUGGGUCGUCGUGUCGUUUAGUUCACACGGACAUCGGAAAAUACACAGAACGCAGCGCACGGACAGUUGGAAAAUCACUAUCAGCAAGUGAAUUAUAAAACCUAGACAACAAAAACCAAACCAAUUAAGUCAAAGCAGACGGAAAGCCAAAGAAAAGCCUGAAAAACAAUGACGAAAUGAUAUGAAUUCACUUGGCAGUCAACGCGCAUAAUCGUAGCCAUCGCACACAUACAGGCAAACGGGCACACACACACACAGGGAGUGAGUGUGCGAGUGAAAGGGGGUGGACGAAAUUGAGUGGGCGCAGCAGCAACAACAAGACAAAAACAAACAACAAUUGCCGUGUAAAUUGCACGGGGAAACAAAAACAAUGCGGAUACGCGAAAAACGCAAGUUGCAAAGGGAGAUGAGGGAGCAGCGGGAGGAGAGGGGGCAAAAGGAGCCGAAGGAGUCCUCGAAGAAGGAAGCCAACAACAGGGAGAAGACAACCGACACGGAGGUUCUCACACCAGCUACUGCGCCUGCGCCUGCACCUGCUCCGCCGCCAGCAGCACCACCCACUUCAAGCACACCACCCACUCCCAGCCUGCCGGCGGCCGAGAAGGUGGCCUUCGACAACCGCAUCAAGCGCAAGAAUGUGCUGGCCCUCAAUGAAAAGGUGGCUGCCCUGCGGGAAUACGAUCGACUGCCGGUGUACAAGCAUGUGGGCCGUCUAUUCAGCUGCAGUCCGGAUCAGAUCAAGCGGAUCGUCCAGCAGCGCCAGGAGAUUCUGAACGCCUGGGACCAGCGAACGCGCAGAAGUCAGGAUGCCAAGACCAUGGAAACGAAGACCGUGAGGGUAUCGAUGCUGGGAAAGGCCGUGUACGACUGGAUGCGGCGCAUGAUGUACUACAAGGACUUCAGCAUCUCCGACGGACUUAUUCAGAAGAUGGCGCUACAGUUCAAGAGCUCCAUGGGCCUGGCUCACUUCUUUCCGCACCAGGAGUGGUGUGAUAAGUUCCGGCGCACCUACAGCAUCCAACACACCGACACUAGACUGCUGAAGAUCGGCUACACGCAGGGCUAUUCGGUGCAGAUCAAGGACAUUGUCAAGGACGUCAUGUCGGAGUGCAUGCCUGAGAGCGCGCAACGAAACGAGCAGGAGGAGGAGGAAGAGGUCAGCUUGGGCAGCCCGCUGAGCAGCAAUCCUCGCAGCUGCGGUGAAGACGAGGAUGACGAGGUGGAUGUGGAUGGAGGCGAUGCUAGCGGCAGAGAGGAUGACCUGGAGGAGGAGCCUGAUGUCAAGCCCUCGCUGAGUGAGCUGAAUCUUGCCCGAGCUCUUCAGCCAUUGCCGCCUUUGGUUAGACUGCCCCUGCAAACCAACACUCCGCCAGGCACUUCCCAGAAAGUGCUCCUGGCCACGCCCAUUGUGCCACCGCAAGCGGGGGGUCAGCCCAUGACCAUGACCAUUAUACCACUGGCAACCCUAGCCCAAAGCAUCACUCAGAUUCCUUCCCCGCAGCAGCAGGAUAAGGGCCCGGUGGUGCCACCGCCCAAACUGGAGAUCAAGCAGGAAAAGGACAUCAAAACGGAGCCCAAGGAUCCAGAAGAGUUUCUCUUGGAGCAGACGAAGCUGCCACCUAAAGAAACGCAAACUUCAUCCGAAAAGGAGAUUGAAACCCUACCCACAGUGCACAUAAAACAGGAGCCAGAAGCUGAGCUGGAAACGGAAAUGGACCAGGAAUCCGGCGAUCCGGAUGAAGAUGCAAACAAUGGUCGCUCCAGUGUCACCUCGCUGGCCGAGGUCUUGGCCGCUAAUGUGGAGGACGAGAUGGAGUACAUUGAACAGAUGCGCCAACGCAAGAUGGGUUCACCCAUUGAAAAGUCGCUGAACUCCCGGCAGGGAACCAAACGUCGCCUUGAGUCCAACCAGGACGACAACAACAAUGGGGAAUCCGGGCCAGGAAGCGGAUCGGGUGUCAUUAGCUGCUCCGAUGCCCGCAAGUACCUGAAACUGCUGGAGGAGUUUGCUCUGUUCAAGGAGAACUACCGGCUGAUUGGCCUGAUCACAAGGGCCGAUGAGGUGAUGCGGGAAAUGGAUGACGAUGUGGCGUAGGAUGCUCCGAACAGGAAGCACGAGAAAUAGCUUCUGCCAAAGAGGAUUAGCUAUGCAAACGGUCGCAUCUUGAAGAUGCGUUCGGUCGGAUGCAAUCAAUCACUAGACCUAAGGUAAAUUUAAUUUGUACUCGAACCAAAUAAACGCAAAUAAUCCAAUGUCAAAGGGGUCAGCAGCUUUAAUCUUGACCCUAAUUUAAAUAUGGAAUGAAACUGCAUUAACUAAAUAA